This is a messenger RNA of Ochotona princeps (American pika), 973 nucleotides long. RefSeq names its product refilin B (gene RFLNB). Gene Ontology annotation, cellular component: actin filament bundle. Gene Ontology annotation, molecular function: filamin binding. The coding region runs from base 138 to 788 and encodes 216 amino acids. Gene Ontology annotation, biological process: actin filament bundle organization; negative regulation of chondrocyte development; skeletal system morphogenesis. The transcript is spliced from 3 exons. The record is from RefSeq and is a predicted model, not a curated record. Lineage: Eukaryota; Metazoa; Chordata; Mammalia; Lagomorpha; Ochotonidae.
CCGGAGCGUGGCGGCCGGGGAGACCAGGACGGCGCGCGGGCGGCGGAGCAGGGAGUGAGGCCGGGCGGACGCGCAUACGGGCAGCGACCCCGGCUCGCGUCUGCGCCCUUCUCUGGCCCACGACCCCGCACCCAACCAUGGUGGGUCGGCUGAGCCUACAAGAUGUGCCAGAGCUCGUGGACACCAAGAAGAAAGGCGACGGCGUCCUCGACAGCCCGGACUCGGGGCUGCCCCCCAGCCCCAGUCCCAGCCACUGGGGGCUCGCGGCGUCUGGGGGCGGCGGCGGAGAGCGCACGUCGGUCCCAGGGGCGUUGGAGCCCGACCCAGCGACGACCCCCGCGGCCCCGAAUCCGGCAUCUGUCCCCAGCACCCUGGCCACCGGCUGCUCUCCAAGGCUCUGCCCAUUGUCCUUCGGCGAAGGAGUGGAGUUUGAUCCCUUACCACCAAAGGAAGUAAGGUACACGUCCUCGGUCAAGUAUGACUCAGAGAGGCACUUCAUCGAUGAUGUGCAGCUGCCCCUGGGCCUGGCCGUGGCCUCCUGCAGCCAGACGGUCACUUGUGUCCCCAACUGCACAUGGCGCAACUACAAGGCCGAGGUGCGCUUCGAGCCCCGCCACAAACCCACCCGCUUCCUCAGCACCACCAUCAUCUACCCCAAAUACCCCAAGACCGUCUAUACCACCACCCUGGAUUACAACUGCCACAAGAAGCUGAGACGCUUUCUGUCCAGCGUGGAGCUCGAGGCUGCUGAGUUCCUGGGCAGCGACUGCCUCUCGGAUGAAUGCUGACUUGGAUGAACGCAGGCCGUGUGGACCGCCCGGCUGGGCCUGGGGCCUGGGGACUCGCCACCCUGGUGGGAAUCUGACCCUGAGAUACCUCCAAGCACAGCCUGAGGAAGAGGAAGAAAAAAACCGCUGCCUGGCCCAAGGACCUAGGCGCGCGGUUUGUGGUCCUGAGUUUUCUGACUUUUUUU